Messenger RNA from Coffea eugenioides, 966 nucleotides. RefSeq lists its product as uncharacterized. The transcript has a single exon. Lineage: Eukaryota; Viridiplantae; Streptophyta; Magnoliopsida; Gentianales; Rubiaceae. The record is from RefSeq and is a predicted model, not a curated record. Bases 1 to 966 code for a protein of 321 amino acids. Gene Ontology annotation, molecular function: nucleic acid binding; RNA-DNA hybrid ribonuclease activity.
AUGCAUAACAGUAGUGGAGAUUACACCACCAAGUCAGGAUAUGCUCAAGCCAGAUUGAAAUUAAGCAAAAAGGCCAAUAAGAUGCAAGCAAAUGAGAGAUCCAGCGCAAGGAAUGAUGAUCCUACACUAUGGCAUCAAGUUUGGGAUCUAAACAUAAAACAUAAACUAAAGCACUUCCUAUGGAAAUGUCUUCAUAACAUCCUGCCUACAAAUGAAGAAGUGCAUAGAAGAACUUGUAAAGGGGAUAAGUGGUGCAAAUGCUGUGGUGAAGAGGUAGAAACAUUAGAGCAUCUUUUUUUCAACUGUAAAGCUAGAGAAGAGGCUUGGAAGACAUUCCCUAUCAAAUGGGACGGUAUUCAAGAAAGCUCGUGGAAUUUCUGGAAGUGGUGGGAAGCGUUGCAAAGUGCUAGAUGCAGAGUUAACGGCAUCAGUCACAUAGAAGCCACGACAAACUUCUUGUGGCAAUUGUGGAAAGCAAGGAAUGUCUGCAAUUUCAACAAGGAAAGCACAAAAGGUAACCUGAUCUCAAGUAGAGCUCUAGAAGAAUGGCUAGAGUACAAACAGAUGUGGGACUUGGAGAAAAGGGAAAGCAAAAAGGAUGAUCCAGAAGUACCAACGAUGACCAUCACAGAAGAACUUCAGGAUCAACAUGUCAUUCUAAUGUUCACGGAUGCAACAAUGGACAAAAAGAGAAGUAGAGGGGGAUUGGGCAUCGCGACAAAGGACCAUAAUGGAAAACUUGUCAAAACAUGGGCAAUCCCUACUGGAAUGAUGAAGGAUGCUGCCAUACUAGAAGCAGAAGCAAUCAGAUCAGCCAUGCUCAAAGCUCUGGAAGAAGGGUGGACAUCUCUACUCAUACAUUCAGAUUGUAAGUGUCUAGUGGAUAGAUUUAAUCACAGAUGUAUUGGGUUAUCUCUGUUAGAUGUGUUGGUAGAUGAUAUCGUACAUCUUAGUCGAUCCUUUUGA